This is a messenger RNA of Ilyonectria robusta, 2041 nucleotides long. RefSeq lists its product as uncharacterized. The record is from RefSeq and is a predicted model, not a curated record. Gene Ontology annotation, molecular function: phosphoacetylglucosamine mutase activity; magnesium ion binding. The transcript is spliced from 2 exons. Gene Ontology annotation, biological process: UDP-N-acetylglucosamine biosynthetic process; carbohydrate metabolic process. Bases 187 to 1803 code for a protein of 538 amino acids. Lineage: Eukaryota; Fungi; Ascomycota; Sordariomycetes; Hypocreales; Nectriaceae.
AGGAGCUGCCCCUCUUUACGUAGCUGGAGGUAUUGGCGGACAUCCCACCUCCCCGCCUCGACUCGCUGUCUCGAUGUUUCAUAAGGCUCUCGACAUCAUCGUCACUCCUCCACGACUCCUCCCUCUUCCCUUCUCCACACUUCUCCCUCUCCUCCAAGUACAUCCAAUUUUUGGUAAACCUGCACAAUGGACAGCCAAAUCCUCGCCGCCUCGGCCAAGCACCCCGUCGUGGCCAACCAUGUCUACAAGUAUGGCACUGCGGGGUUCCGCAUGAAGGCUGACCUGCUCGACGGCGUCGCCUUUCGUGUCGGUCUGCUCUCGGGUCUGCGCAGCCGCAAGCUCAAUGGACAGGCCAUCGGCGUCAUGGUCACUGCCAGCCAUAACCCGGCUAUCGACAAUGGCGUCAAGAUCGUCGACCCCAUGGGCGAGAUGCUGGAGCAGGAGUGGGAGGCCUAUGCCACCAAGCUCGUCAACUGCCCCUCCGACCAGGAGCUUCUCGACACCUACAAGGCUCUCGCCGCCCACCUCAAGAUCGACCUGAGCGCCUCGGGCCGUGUCGUCUACGGCCGCGACACCCGUCCCUCCGGCCACUCCCUCGUCGCUUCCCUCGCCGACGCCCUUGUAGCCACCGGCACCGACUACACCGACUACAAGAUCCUCACCACCCCCCAGCUGCACUACCUGACUCGCUGCGUCAACACCGAGGGCACCCCCAAGGCAUAUGGCGAGGUCAGCGAGGCUGGCUACUACGAGAAGCACGCAGAGGCUUUUGUCCGCGCCCUUCGUGGCAAGAAGAUCCAGGGCCAGCUCAUCGUCGACUGCGCCAACGGUGUCGGCGGCCCCAAGCUUUCUGAGUUCCUGAAGGUGGUCAACAAGGACGUCACUGGCCUCGAUAUCAAGGUCGUCAACGACGAUGUGCUCCGACCUGAGGUCCUCAACCUCGACUCUGGAGCCGACUACGUCAAGACCAAGCAGCGAGCCCCUCCCAACCCCAAGCCCCUCCCCGGCGUCCGAUGCUGCUCUUUCGAUGGCGAUGCCGACCGCCUGAUCUACUACUGGAUCGACCCCGAUACUGGUUUCUUCAUGCUCGACGGUGACCGCAUCUCCUCUCUCAACGCCGCCUUCAUCGGUGAUCUCGUCCGCUCUGCUGGCCUGGUUGACGACCUCCGCAUCGGCGUUGUCCAGACCGCCUAUGCCAACGGCGCCAGCACCAACUACAUCGAGAAGCACCUCCAGCUCCCCGUUGUCUUCACUCCGACUGGUGUCAAACACUUGCACCACGCCGCUUGCCAGUUCGAUGUUGGCGUCUACUUCGAGGCUAACGGCCACGGCACUGUUGUCUUCUCCCAGGAGGCCAUCCGCGCUUUCCGCGAGACCGCCCCCCAGUCCCCCGCUCAGAAGGACGCCCUUGACACCCUUGCUGCCAUCAGCGACCUUAUCAACCAGACCGUCGGUGAUGCCCUCUCUGAUAUGCUGAUGGUUGAGGUUAUCCUCGCCCACAAGGGAUGGACCCUCAAGGACUGGGCCACUACCUACAACGACCUCCCCAACCGCCUCGUCCGUGUCGAGGUUGGUGACAAGGACCUCUUCCAAACCACCGACGCCGAGCGCCGCCUCAGCCACCCUGCCGGUGCCCAGGGUGAGAUUGACGAGUGUGUCAAGAAGUACACCAACGCACGCUCCUUCGCUCGUGCCAGUGGUACUGAGAACGCCUGCCGCGUCUACGCCGAGGCCGCUACCCGCUCCGAGGCCGACGAACUGGCCAACAAGGUUUCCCAGAUCGUCAAGCACUACGGCUCCUAAGAGCUUUCGCUUGUCGAGUGGUAGAAUUGACAUGGAAAUGAAUCUAGACGACGAAAAACAAGGUGUGUCUGUGAAGUGUGAGCCUGUGAGGACGGAUGAGACCGCACGUGGGGGAUAUGAAUACUUCGGGUACCAAAAGCUCUGGAGGGGUAUAGCACCUCGCUAUCUAGCUAGGUUAGAACGAGCAAUUUGCUCAACCUGGAUUUAUGAUGAAUGAAAAUCUCUAUUACUUUUGAUG